AUGGCGCCGCAAAGCCCUCCGCGGAUGGGUUCGCCCAUCCAGGACGAUAAUUUCCCCGCGAGACCGGCGAGUAUCGUGUCCUCGCGGAUGACCGACAUUGCAUCCGACGAUGGAGAGGAACCUCAAAUUCAACAAUCUCGCCCGGCUCAGCGACGGAGUCUUGUGCCAUCCGAAUCACGCCCCGGUACAGCGAGAACAGGCGUCUCGUCCAAGAGCAAUCGACCCCACCCCCAGCAGCUGAGAAACAACUACCUCACCGGUGUCGCCGCGCAGAGGGCAGUGUGGGCGGCGGCAGUAUCGCGACCCCACAUCCCCCUCACACGAGACCCCCGUAGCGAUGACGGCUCCUUUGUUGCGCCACCCUCGCCUGGCACCGAGGUGACGGGUGUGGAUAGGACGGCCAACACCAGCCCGACCCAAGGCCACCAUACUACCCAUGGAAGUAUAUCCGAGAGCAUGCGACCUCUACAAAAGAAGAAGUUUGAGAAUCAAAACCUCAAUAUCAGCGUGGACAAGAGCUAUGCCGAGCGGUCGUCUAGCAUCGCCGGUGUUCUCAAGUCCCCUCGCUCUUUCCGCUCCAGCUUUCUUCUGCCCGCUAUCCUCGGGUGCUUCCACCCCCGCGCUGAUGCUGCUCGUCGCGGGGCGGCCACCGAAGCCAAGGCACCCCAGCCCCAACCGAGCCGCAUUGGCAAAGUAUUCGAGUACUUUGAGGGCAAUACCAUCUUCUGCUUUGGUGGGAGGUGGCAGAAUUCGAGACAACGACCUGUCAACGUCGCUACCGGAAUGCUUGUCGUUGCGCCUACCGUCCUCUUCUUCGUGUUUUCGGCCGAGUACUUGUGGAAAGAAGUAUCGCCCGCUAUUCCCAUUACCUUUGCCUACCUGGCGUACAUCUGUCUUUCGUCAUUCAUCCAUGCCUCCGUUACUGACCCUGGCAUCCUUCCUCGUAAUAUUCACCGUUUCCCUACCCCGGAGGAUGAUGAUCCACUUCGAGUUGGCCCUCCCACGACGGAUUGGUACCUGAUUCGGUCCACGGAUAAGUCAUCUGCCGCCAUGGAAGUUCCUGUCUGGCACUGCCGUACUUGCAACAUUUGGCGCCCACCUCGCGCGCAUCACUGCCGGUUAUGUGAUAAUUGUGUAGAGACCCAGGAUCACCAUUGCGUGUGGCUCAACAAUUGCGUGGGCCGUCGAAACUACCGUUACUUCUUCACCUUUGUCACCAGCACGACGCUCCUAGGCGCCUAUCUCGCGGCGGCUAGUCUCGUCCAGGUUCUGACCUACCGGAACAGGCAAAGUAUAUCUUUCAGCCAGGCCAUCGACCACUUCCGGGUUCCCUUUGCCAUGGUCAUCUAUGGCAUUGUCGGCCUCAUGUACCCUCUCGCCUUGAUGGGCUAUCACAUCUUCCUCAUGGCUCGCGGCGAGACAACGCGGGAGUACAUCAACUCACACAAGUUUGUCAAGACCGAGCGCUAUAGGGCGUUUAACCAAAGAAAUUGGUUCAAGAACUGGAUCGUUGUCCUUUGCCGGCCUCGGCCCCCGACUUACUACCGUUUCAAGAGCAAGUACGCCUUGGGCGACCAACGACUGAGCGAGCACAGGGGUCGGAAGGCUCGCAAGGACGCGACCAAUGCUAUGGAAAUGGAGAAUGUGAAGCCAGCGUAUGCUAGCUUCCAAGGGCCUAAUUCAUUACGGAGCCAACGGAGUCAGCAACUCAACAAUUAA
Messenger RNA from Parascedosporium putredinis, 1719 nucleotides. Lineage: Eukaryota; Fungi; Ascomycota; Sordariomycetes; Microascales; Microascaceae. The record is from the annotation of a GenBank genome assembly.